This is a messenger RNA of Opisthorchis viverrini, 1368 nucleotides long. RefSeq lists its product as hypothetical. The transcript has 6 exons. The annotation marks the transcript as partial. NCBI's taxonomy places the organism in Eukaryota, Metazoa, Platyhelminthes, Trematoda, Opisthorchiida, Opisthorchiidae. The record is from RefSeq and is a predicted model, not a curated record.
AUGUCACAGUCAAUAACAACGCCAAAUACGACAAUCAAUCGGACGGGAAAACUUCAGUCUGUCGAAGAACUGGAUGCUAUUAUCAAUAUGUUAGCAGUCUCUCGAAAUUCUCCUUUCGAUUUGGACUGCUCCAAUUUGCUGAAAUCGGAAGAUGUAGACGAACCGAACGAUAGUCAUUCGAACGCGUUAAGUCAGCUGCUUCGCGAUUACUGCGAGAAGAUGGAGGGGUCAAGUUAUCCGGAUCCAUCUUCCACUGUACACCAGUCUUACCAACAGACGACAAUCGAAUGCAGCGAUUCUCAGUUGGAAAAGCUUCAACAACUCAAGGAACGUUUGACUUUAUCCAGCGAAAAAUUCUCAUCGAUACUCGAUUCAUCUGAACCCGGAACUCAGCCGAUGGUACCACGUGACCGGCUGCCUGAAAACAAGCCUAUUCCAUUCCCCGACCCAACUCCCUUGUGUCAAGCGGUUGAAAAUCUGGAGCGGUUGUUUUCUGUUCAUAAACGUAUUGCGACCGGAUUGGAACGAAUAGUUCAGGUGAACGCAGAUCGAAUUCGUCCAGUCGUUUGUUUUACCCCAAAAAAAAGUCGUUCAGCUGUAGCACCCUUUCGGUGCUUAACUACCAUGCCACCAGAGGGAAGCACGAGGACAGGGAUAUUGCCAGUUUGCCUAAACCUAGACAGGGAAAGUCGAGAGGCUGAGGUCGGGUUCGAACCACGGACCUUCCGGUCAGCAAUUUGGUUUGGUUUUGGUCAAACAACAACCGGCUCACACAAGCAGGAGGCUGGACCAAACGUAUUAAAAAGGAUUCACACAACCAAUGUGGAGUUCGAAACGGCAUCCAUAAAGAAUCUUUCUGGAAAUUCUGACGCGUUCUGGAUGCAACAUUGGAAACCGGCAUUCGGCCAAUGCUGGGUCAUGAUUGGUUGUUGGGUCCAGACUUUCGACCAACCAGAUCUCGUCUUGAUGCCGGACCGGCAGUCGUCCCGAAUUCAUAGCCAAUCUUGCCUAGGAUGGACUUCUCGGCUUAUGUGGAACAGCGAAUGCGCGAAGCUGAUUUGUCCAUCCUAUGUCAGGGCGUGUUUCGCAUGUCGCGAUCUCAGGCAGAGUCAUUCUACGGCGAUCACAAAGAGAAAGGUCCGUGGUUCGAACCCGGCAUCUGCCUCUCGACGUCCCCUGUCUAGGCUUGGGCAACCUGACAGUAUCCCAGCCCUCGCGCUUCCCUCGGGUGGCGUGGCAGCCAGGCAUCGAAAGGGUGUUACAGCUGGACAGUAUUUUACGUUUAUUUGCAAUCUCGAAAAACAGGUAUUGCGGCAUGCGGUAUGCGUUGAUUUGAAUGCCCGACCAGCUGAACACCCUGGACUGGGU